Molecule: messenger RNA, 1002 nt
Organism: Alternaria infectoria
Lineage: Eukaryota; Fungi; Ascomycota; Dothideomycetes; Pleosporales; Pleosporaceae
Exons: 3
Coding region: 1-1002 (333 amino acids)
Source: RefSeq, a predicted model, not a curated record
AUGGCACGCUUCCUCUUCCAAGUACUGCUUGCUGCCGCGAGCCUCGUCGCUGGCCAAAGCACAACGUGCCCAAAUGAGGUUGCCAUCUACAACCAGCAAGAUCGCACUAUGAGUGCGACCAGCAACUGGUUCCUUGUUCCGGUACCCAAGGAUGCUGUGAUGAAGGCCCUCAAGGAGUCGUUCUCGAGCUUGGUCAACCUAGGCGGACUAAAUCUGCUAUCUCUUCCCGAAGAGCUGAAAUUUCCUGAGGGCAUGCACCCGGUCAUCGUCAACGCCGGAGCCAACACCGAUAUCCGCCAGGGUGGCCUCCAGCUUGCUACAGGAUUGAUGGUCGGCAGCUCUAUGAUCCCCUACGUCGGCGUCGGUAGCUCCAAGACACCACUCAACGCGCCCCUCGUGUCGUACCUUGCCGGCGUGGACGAAGUAACCCAGGGUUAUGUUGCCGGCCUUGUCCCAUCUCUAGUUGCUACUAUAGGCGGUAUUCAAACCAGAAUCGGCGCAUUUCUACCACUCAAUGCACCAUUCCAAUCAUACAGGGAUGGAUCUUUCGGGAUCAACUCGAAGUGGGCACAGGCACCCAACCCGGUCAGCGGUCCUGGCCUGUACUCCGAGGCGUUCGAUCUCAAGUUCGUUAGCGAACCCAACCAAGCAGCACCCAAAUACUCCCUCGACAUGUGGAAAAGCAUGGUCAACCAGCCCUUCUUGCUCGGCAGCGUUGGAAGCCUGCUUUCACCCAAGUGCCAGCGCAACGUCUACUUCUUUAACAACGCCACCGCACAGCCAACUUAUCGAUCGGGCAACGUAACUCUUGGUCCUUCAGCGGGUGCCGAUGUAUUCUCUGCUACCUUGCAAAAGGCCAGUCCAGAUGGUUCCGGAUUCUACCAGGGAGUUUAUGGCUUCACUGGCUGUGGGCAGGCUGUCGGAUAUGGCGCUGUUGUUCCGCUAGGCGAGGACUGCGAGGCUGCUGCUCAGGCCAUCAAGAAUACCCCUGGAGCUUUGUAA